This is a messenger RNA of Camarhynchus parvulus, 716 nucleotides long. Its product is annotated as alpha-1-acid glycoprotein-like. The transcript has 6 exons. NCBI's taxonomy places the organism in Eukaryota, Metazoa, Chordata, Aves, Passeriformes, Thraupidae. The record is from RefSeq and is a predicted model, not a curated record. The coding region runs from base 53 to 655 and encodes 200 amino acids.
GCACCGUCUGUCCGUCCGUCCGUCUGUCUGUCCGUGCAGGGCUCGCACAGCCAUGGGCCCGGCACUCGUGGCCAUCCUGGGGCUGGCAGCGCUGCUGCCCGCGGACGCGCUGCCCUGCGGAGCGCAGCGCCCGGACGGCAUCACGGCCUCCAAGCUGCCGGGGACCUGGCUGUACGUGGCAGGGGCUGCCCAGUUCCCCCGGCACCAAGUGGAGAUGCUGCUCAUCGACCACGCCUUGCUGCGCCUGGAGCCCGGGCCCGGCGGGCAGGACCUGCUCAUCAGCCACUUCGUGGCCGUGGGGGACCAAUGUUUUACCAACAACCUCACCUACCUGGAAGUCAUUGCCGGUAACGCCACGCUGGUGAAGAACGCCAUGACCCAGCAGACUGAGGGGAUGCUGAUGAACGUGAGCUCUGAAAACCUUUUACUCAUCCAGUACCAAAUGCAGAGGGAAAGGACCUAUUUGGGGCAGUAUCUCUACGCCAGGAACCUGAGCAUAAGCACAGCAGAGCGGGAGGAAUUCGAGCAGCACGCCGAGUGCCUGGGGCUGAGGGCGGAGCAGAUCGUGUACGCGCCCUGGAAAACGGACGUGUGUCAAGUGAAAGCAGCUGAAGGCAUCAACAGCCCCCGCCCAAAGCCCGUGGCUGCAGCCUGAGCAUCCCCUGCCCCAGGCACCCCCUGGCCUGGGAGGGCAGGGAACUGACCCCACGCAGGGC